Messenger RNA from Aphis gossypii (cotton aphid), 2867 nucleotides. RefSeq lists its product as uncharacterized. The transcript has 12 exons. The coding region runs from base 149 to 2713 and encodes 854 amino acids. Lineage: Eukaryota; Metazoa; Arthropoda; Insecta; Hemiptera; Aphididae. The record is from RefSeq and is a predicted model, not a curated record.
AUUAAUUUUAUAAAGUAUUAAAAUUUAUGCAAUUUAAUAAUAAAAUUAAUUUACAUAUACUGUUCCAAUAUCUAUAUUCUUUAGAGAAGCAGCUAGUACGUCAACAAAGAAUGUUCAAAGCGUAAACGCAGAAUUUGUUACAGCAACCAUGUAUACUUCUACACCAGCACAUGAUGGUAAAUUGGUGAAUAAAAAUAUUUUAAUGUGGCACACUGAUACAUCUUUUAAUGACAAUAUUAGUCAAAACAAUUCAUCGGUUAAUCUGCAAGAACCAUUUGAUAAUGAAGGAAAUAGUACCUCAGAUAUUGCGUCGACUAAAUUGCAUUGUGAAAGUAUGGAUAAAGACACAUCGUGUACGACAACUGUAUUGACUGGUAGAAGAAUUGUGGAUAUUGGUUACAUUUUUGAACAAAUUAGAUUAAUAAAUAAACAUGAAGGUGGAUUUGACUGCACAUUUAAUGAAAUGGAGUUAAUAGAAGAGAAACGAUAUGGAUUUUAUUCGAAGUAUAUUUUUAAAUGUAAAAUGUGCAAUAUCCAACAAAUUAUUAGUUCAGAAGACAAUAAUAAUGCUUCUUAUAUGUCUAUAAAUCAAGCUGUAGUCAAUGGAACAGUAUCAAUUGGUAUUGGUUAUCGACAGUUAUCUGAGUUUGCCGCUGCAUUAGAAGUACCUUGCAUUACUAAUACUACUUUUUCAAAAGUCCACGAUAAUUUGAGUAAUAGUAUACAUAAUACUGCAUGGGAUGAAAUACAAAAGGCUGGAGAAGAAGAACGGGAAUUAGCGAUACAAGCUGGAGAUGUUGAUGAGGAUGGUGUACCAUUUUGUACAGUAGUUUCGGAUGGUCAGUGGUCAAAGCGAAGCUAUAAGACAAAAUAUGAUGCGCUGUCUGGAGUGGCAACUAUAAUCGGAUUUAAAACUAAAAAAAUUCUAUUCGUCGGAAUUCGAAAUCGUUUUUGCAUAAUUUGUCAUCGUGCUGAAUCAAAAAAAGAAAAUAAGCCACUUCAUAACUGUUUUUUAAACUGGAAUAUGUCGGCAACAUCUAUAGAAGCUGACGGAGUGGCUGAAGGUUUUAUGCGAAGCGUAGAGCUGCAUAACUUAAAAUUCAAUCGAUUAAUUGGCGAUGGUGAUAGUAGCGUCAGUAAAAGGUUGAACGAAAUAUUACCCUAUGGCCCAAAUAUGUUAGUGGAAAAAAUUGAAUGCCGCAACCAUUUACUACGAAAUUAUAUGCAAAAAUUGUCAGCUAUAAAUAAAAAAACUUCAUAUCCCAUUUCUUUAAGAAAAUUUGUGCAAACACAUUUAAUGCGAUUUAGAACUGCAGUCAUUAGAGCUAUAGCUCAUCGUAAAAAUGAAUGUACAUCUACAACACAAAAAAUUGAUGAUUUAGCUAAAGAUUUGCAAAAUGGCCCAUUUCACGUUCUUGGACAACAUACAAAAUGUGAUAAUUAUUUUUGUAAUAAAAAAAAUAAUUGCGAAGAAAAUUGGGUUCCACAAGCAAUACAAAGUGGCAUGCUAAUCGAAAUUAAUAAUGCGGUCAAUCGAUUAGUAUUUAAUUCUAAAAGCUUAAUCAUAGAUGUUGACAACAAUAUCUGUGAACAAUUUAAUAGUGUUAUAAACAAAUACAUCGGUGGUAAAAGGAUAAAUUUAUCUCAACGUAACGCUUAUAAUACUAGAGUAGAAGCAGCAGUAAUUUCUUUUAACUCACACCAAUAUUUACGUGCUAUAACUAAAAAGGUUAUACAAAAAAGUCCAGGAAAAUUUGGUAAAACAUUUUUGAAAAAUGUCAAUAGGAUACGAUUAAAUAAUCAAAGAAGGCGCAGAUUGUUUCAAGGGAAAUCAAAAACCAAAUCUAAAUUUGUUGGACCUGAUGAACAUUAUGGUUUAGCAGAUUUGCUACAAGAUGAUAUAACUACUGAAGAACUUGAUGUAAAAAAAAAACAGUUUAUUGAUAAAUUAAUGAAAACUGAUAGAGAAAUGUUGGAGCAAGUAACAAGAUCUCAAGCAAAAUCUCAAGUUUGGCACACAGAAAGAAAACAUCGUCUAACAGCCUCAAAGUUUGGAAAGAUAUGUAAGAUGAGGCCUAAUACUUCGUGUAAGAACACAGUACACGAAUUAUUAUACGGAAACAUGAACCAUAAAAUAAAGGCAGUUGAAUAUGGACGAGUUAUGGAGCCAUUAGCAAAAUUAGAAUUUGAAAAAAAAUUUGGAUUUAGUAUCGACCCAGCUGGUCUAUUCGUGGAUGAUAAAAUACCUUAUUUGGCUGCAAGUCCAGAUGGACUUAUAGAUCAAAAUUAUAUCAUCGAAAUAAAAUGUCCUUUUUCCGCUCGAGAAUAUUAUGAUAUAUUUGAAGCAAUCCGAAAAGGAAAAAUUACUUAUUGUACAGUUGACGAAAAUAAUAUAGUGAAACUAAAAAAUAAUAGUGAUUACUUUUAUCAAAUCCAGGGACAGUUACACAUCACAAAAAGAUCAACGUGUUAUUUUUUUAUGUACACUGAAAAUUGGAAUUAUAUGGUUGAAAUUCCAUAUGAAAAUAAAUUUUGGAACAAAAUGGUAGAUCAUUUAUGCACAUUUUAUACCGAGUGUUUGCUACCUGAAAUAGUAAACCCCAAAUUUGGUAGAAGAUUUUUAAAAAGUGAUAUUGCUGAGCCGUCUGAAAGAGAACAAAAUAUUUUAAAAAAAAAAAACAGCUCUAACCAAACAAUCUUGUUGAUAAAAUAAUAUAUAUACUAUCUAUUAUAAAUUAUAAUUGUUUGUUUAUGAGUAAUGGGUAUGCACAGGUAUUUAAAAUGCCGAGUAUAACAUGUUAGUACACAUAUUAGAAAUGGGCAGGUACAUAGGUGAUAGGUCGUAGGUCUAAAUAGUAAAUACGCUA